Cryptomeria japonica (Japanese cedar) is the source of this 1356-nucleotide messenger RNA. RefSeq names its product protein DETOXIFICATION 33-like. The coding region runs from base 16 to 1356 and encodes 446 amino acids. Gene Ontology annotation, molecular function: xenobiotic transmembrane transporter activity; antiporter activity. The record is from RefSeq and is a predicted model, not a curated record. Gene Ontology annotation, cellular component: membrane. Lineage: Eukaryota; Viridiplantae; Streptophyta; Pinopsida; Cupressales; Cupressaceae. The transcript has 9 exons. Gene Ontology annotation, biological process: xenobiotic detoxification by transmembrane export across the plasma membrane.
AUAUGUACAUAUUCAAUGGUAUUGAUCACAAACAUAUGUGCAGGCCACUUGGGUGUUGUGCAGUUGGCAGCUGUAGCAAUUCAGAACACUGUUAUCGGAGGCCUGGCUUUUGGAUUGGUGUUGGGAAUGGGCAGUGCAUUAGAAACACUUUGUGGUCAGGCCGUUGGAGCAGGUAAACUUCAAAUGCUUGGAGUGUAUUUGCAGCGUUCAUGGUUAAUAUUACUGGGUACAGCAGUGCUUUUGAGUUCUAUUUACAUCUUAGCCACCGCAAUGCUUAAGCUACUGGGACAGGAGGAUGAUGUAGCUGAUCUAGCGGGAGAAUAUGCACUUUGGAUGCUACCCCAACUGUUCGCCUAUGCAUUAUAUUUCCCAAUGCAAAAGUUUCUUCUGGCACAGAGGAAAGUCAUGGUCAUGGCUUUUGUUACCUUUGCUGCACUGAUAAUCCAUGCCUUUCUGAGUUGGUUAUUAAUCUUCGAAGUGGAUUUGGGGUUGGUUGGAUCUGCUAUUACAUUAAAUCUAUCAUGGUGGAUUAUCAAUGCUAGUCAGUUUUUGUAUAUAGUUUACUUUUUCCCAGAUGCUUGGAAAGGAUUCUCCUGGCUUGCUUUUCGCGAUCUCUGGCCUUUUGUUCGACUCUCAGUUGCUUCGGGUGUUAUGCUAUGUUUGGAGAUCUGGUAUAUGGUGUCACUGAUUGUUAUGACUGGUCAUUUAAAAAAUGCAACAAUUGAAGUGGAUGCGCUAUCUAUUUGCAUGAAUUUGAAUACAUGGGAAGCCAUGAUCUUCAUCGGUUUCAAUGGUGCAAUCAGUGUAAGAGUAUCGAUUGAACUGGGAGCUGGUCGCCCUAAAGCUGCAAAAUUUUCUGUCAUCAUCGUGGUUCUAACAUCAUUGUCUAUUGGACUUAUAUGUAUGGGUAUCAUUCUUGCAACCAAAAAUGAGUUUGCAAUACUAUUCACGAGUAGUAAAGUGGUCAUGGAAACAGUGUCCAAUAUGGCAAUGUUACUUGGAGUGACGAUGGUUUUAAACAGUGUACAACCAGUUCUAUCAGCUGUGGCUGUAGGCGGAGGUUGGCAAGCUCUGAUAGCCUAUGUAAACAUAGGGUGCUACUAUGUUAUUGGAUUACCCCUUGGCCUUCUUAUGGGAUAUAAGUUCGACCUUGGAGCAAAGGGUAUUUGGACUGGCAUGAUCUGUGGAACAGCCCUCCAGACUGUUAUUUUAUUGUUAAUCACAUAUUUCACUAACUGGAAUCGAGAGGCUGCUCAAGCUGAAGACCGUAUAAGGGUAUGGGGAGGAUCAGCUGAGUCUUAUACAAAUAGAUCAUCCAAGCGGGAAGAGAAUGUUGAAUAUGAGAGCAUCCCUUGA